This is a messenger RNA of Drosophila obscura, 1757 nucleotides long. It is a transcript of the gene drn, whose product is annotated as AN1-type zinc finger protein 6. Gene Ontology annotation, molecular function: DNA binding; zinc ion binding. The record is from RefSeq and is a predicted model, not a curated record. The transcript is spliced from 5 exons. Lineage: Eukaryota; Metazoa; Arthropoda; Insecta; Diptera; Drosophilidae. The coding region runs from base 922 to 1527 and encodes 201 amino acids.
GCAUUUCAAUUCGAGCCCCCGUUUGGAGCGUUUCGAGCGUUUGGAGGAUCAGAUCCACGUUGCGUUUUGGCUUCAGCUACCAACAACUGUUAGGAAAUUACACACGCGCUGUCUCUCUCGCUCGCUCACUCGUUCGCUGGCCUAGCUCUGUGUGUGUGUUAAUAAUUUAAAAUAAAAUUACGAUUUUUCUGCGACCAAAGGUGCCGAGCCAACCGCAGGACAGGACGCAGCAGUUGUAAUACCCUGCGCCUCAGCGUCUCGUCGUCGCCGUGUGCGUUGUGACCAAGAAAACGGAAAAUUUUUAAAUUGUUUUUCAAAUACAUAUUGAGAAAAGAUAUAUAACUACAACUGCAACUGCAUCGUGCAUAAUCUUGUGAUAUAUUAUUUGCCCCUCCUUCUGCAACAACGAUCCCUGUGCAAUUCUCCGCAACAAAAAAUUAAUCAUAAUUAAUAAUAGUUCUGCAAAAGCAAGCAGAUAGAAGCCACAUAAAAAAUUGAAUAGAAUAUAACUGUGAUUUAAACAAAGCUCUGAGUUUUUGUUUUUCAAAUUUGUGCAAAUACCACAAAAAUCGAAAUAAAUAAAAAAUCUACGGUUGCAAACAAAUCUGCCUGGAGAUUGCAGCAGUUCCACAGUCACGAAGCGAAAACUACAAGAGGAAGCCGAAGCCUGUCUGGAUAAUUGGACGAACUGAUUAACAAAACAGUUAAAGCAAACAGUAAAAGGUAUAAACGGCGACGAAUCAACACGCUUCCAAACGCACACGAUUGAGAGAGUGCAGGAAGGAAAGGAGCAGUCGGCUGUCGCUCGACACAUAGCAGCAAGCAAACGGAACUUCGCUGGGCGAAAGUGAAGAUAUAGAUUGGCUGAAACAAUAAAAAGCAGCAAUUGCACAGACAAAUAGAGGCGCUCUAGCUUCAGCCAUGGAACGUGAAUCGAAUCCAAUGCAACCCAUGUGCCGCUCUGGUUGCGGCUUCUAUGGUAACCCAGCCACAGAUGGACUCUGUUCGGUGUGCUACAAGGACUCGCUUAGAAAAAAGCAACAGCCACCUGUGAGCAGUACACCUGUCUCGGUUCCAAGCCCACAGCCUAGCCCCACAUUCAGUCCGGCCAUUGCAAUCACCAACACCGCACAGCCCACAGUUACCAGCUUACAACAGCCACACAAUGAUGUCAAAGAGAAAAUCAUCGUAGAAGCCGCCGCUGCUGCUGCUGCCAAAGUCAAUACUGAAGCCAUCACAUCGGCGACCGGUCCAAAUACUUCCACACAAGCAGCCGCCUCCGCCAAUGAGGAGGAUGACAAGGACAAGGAAGAUGAUAAGGAUGCCAAAAAGAAGAAGAACCGAUGUGGCGAAUGCCGCAAAAAGGUUGGACUGACUGGUUUUCAGUGUCGCUGCGGCGGUUUAUACUGCGCUGUGCAUCGUUAUUCUGAUAAACAUAACUGCACAUUUGAUUAUAGAGAGCACGGUGCACAGGAGAUUCGACGCAACAAUCCAGUUGUCGUUGGCGAGAAAAUUCAAAAGAUUUGAAUUUUGCGAGAUAUUGUGCCAGUAACAGUAAACAGUAACAGUAGCCGUAGAAUGAUAAUAACCACAACCCCCUACACAUAAUGAUAUAUAUAGUAUAUAAAAUGCUAUGCUGUAACAAAAUCUACAAAAACCAACAACCACACACACACACCAUACACACAUACAAGCAGAAGAAUAGUACUAAAAAAAAAAAAAUGUAAUUAUAAUUGCAAAAGAAGCGAAAGCCGAAA